GAAACAGCUGCUUGUUAAGGACAGGCUGGACGCCAUUGACAAGACAUGGCUUGUCAAUGACCGCGUCUUUGGUUCCACCGAAGCUGUAUCGCACCCACUUGCGGUAAGCAGAGGCGAUGUUUGGAUCUCGUUGUGGUUGUUCGCACGGAGCUGACCGUCCUGCUCAUAGGCCACUAUCCGUCUUCUUUCUGGAACUGGGAUGGCGGAGAAGACCAAGACUCCACGCAAAGAGGGCGACGAACUGUCUUCGCUUACAGAGCUGCUAGGCAACGCUGUCUUCCGAUUCUUGCGAGACCGCGACUACAUCAAGGCUGAUCACAAUCUGUCGAAGUGGGGUCAAGCGCUGCUCGCUGCGCUCAACCGUGCACGAGACAGUUUCGAUCAAGUCUCUGCGGAGACUGAAGAAGCCAUUUAUAUGGCGUUUGAGCUUCUCCGCUUGCAAGUGCUCAACAAUCAGCUGAAUUUCCCGGUCCCGCAGUUCUCCGGACAGCCUCUACGCGGUUCCGAGUCCGACAAAGCGAACACACUUCUUAUCAGCCGCGUUGCUUGUCUGGGCCUCUUCCAUCACCGCGAAAUUGGCUACACCGGGCCUCUGUCUCGCCACUUACUCGCGUUCCAUCAGAUGGCGGCAGUUGUGCGCUCGAGCUUGCGUGGCUUACUCGAGAUGCAUGCGUGCGCCAUCUUCACCUCCGGAGACGCGAGCCGACAAGUCUCGCCGAAGCAAAUUACGGACCUAGCAGCAAGCCUGCCAUUCACCCGCGAACCGGACUUGGGUCUGUCGCUUGUUGUUAAGAGCUACCUGGAUGAACUGUCUCAAGAACCUUCCAAACGUGGCGACGUUAGAAAGUGGUUCAACUAUGUCGAGGAUAUUGACGAUGACUUGAGAAGAGCAUGGAAGCUCUGGGGUAAGCAGCAUGAAUGGAACCCUUUGCGAGCGUCUGUGACACAGCUGACUCUUUCACUCAUCGAUCUUCAGGUGCUGUAAAUUUUGGUGUACAGUCUACUGACGCUGUACCGGAAUCAGCUCGCAAAAUGUUCAGGAGCGCAGAUGAGUGGUUGCAGAAGAAGUAAGCAAAGCAAUGUGUACACUCCACUGUGAUUGUCUGAAACAUAGCUGACCAUCCUUUUCAUC
Molecule: messenger RNA, 1132 nt
Organism: Baudoinia panamericana UAMH 10762
Lineage: Eukaryota; Fungi; Ascomycota; Dothideomycetes; Mycosphaerellales; Teratosphaeriaceae
Exons: 1
Coding region: 200-985 (261 amino acids)
Source: RefSeq, a predicted model, not a curated record